Molecule: messenger RNA, 3169 nt
Organism: Poecilia reticulata (guppy)
Lineage: Eukaryota; Metazoa; Chordata; Actinopteri; Cyprinodontiformes; Poeciliidae
Product: E3 ubiquitin/ISG15 ligase TRIM25-like
Source: RefSeq, a predicted model, not a curated record
GUUAAAUAUCCAUUAUGCUUCUCAUCCACUGAGUAACAUCAAAAUGUAUUAAGCCUCGAGUUAGUCCUUUUAAUUUGAGGUUGCACUUUGUCGCGUGCAAACACAAUAAGAAAAUCAUUUAUUGACUAAUUUAUAUUAAACACCAGAGCAGGUUGCUCACUGCAGUGGCAUAACUUCUAAAAUCAUCUAGCAGUUUUAAUGUCAUUAAAUAAUUCAACGUGUGGACUUAGUUGAUGUUAAUGUUGAAAAACAAUGUGACAUAGCUGUUGUUAUUAUUAUACAAACGUUUUUUUGUUGUUGUUUUCAUUUUUCCAACAGUAUUUCUGAAUGUUUUGUCGGCUAAUGUCUGUUCUCAGACCGCUCAUCUGGAUGGACAUGGCCACAAAACGUUUGUUUUUCCUCCUCUGUGGACUACAGACUGGGAGUGGCUUGAAAUUGUAGCUGGUCUUGUUGAGAUCAAGUUUGCUGGAGGAAAUCCGUCCCAUUUGGCAAGAGUCUCCAACCGCUGGCAGCAGAGUUUUGUUGUAAACGCCCACUCUGAGUCGCAUCAUGGCCGACGUCGAAGAUUCUGGCUUUUCUCUCAUGAGCCUGGAGGACGAGCUGACCUGCAGCAUCUGCCUGAGCACCUUUGACUGCCCGGUCACCAUCCCCUGCGGACACAACUUCUGCCAGGACUGCCUGCUCUCCACCUGGACCGAGUCCUACAGCUGCCCCCAGUGUCGGACCCUGUUCGAGACCAGGCCGGAGCUGAAGAAGAACACGGUCCUCAGCACCGUGGUGGAGACCUUCAGGGCGAGGUCCAGCAAGUCCGAAGGAGGACAGUUCGUAGAGGAGGAAGAGGGAGAAGAAGACGACAACGAAGAAGAGGAGGAUGAAGACGAAGAAGGAUAUGAGGAUGAGAGGGAUGAUGUGGUCCGCUGUGACACCUGUAUGGAGGCCGAGGCAGCCCAGACCUGUCUCACCUGCAUGGCCUCCUUUUGCGAGGAGCACCUGCGGCCCCAUCGGGAGAACCCCACCUUUCGCCUCCACCAGCUGACCGAGCCCGUCGGGGACCUAUCCGAGCACAUCUGCACCGACCACCACAAGCUGAUGGAGCACUUCUGCACCGACCAUGGCCGCCUGAUCUGCAGCCUCUGCCUGCAGCAGGUCCACAAGGGCUGCAGCUUUUCCUCUCCGGAGGAGCAAAGGAACCUGAAAGCGUCUGAAUUCAGGGAGAAGCUGGACAUUCUGAACUUGAAGAUUGACAGGACUGACACCAUCGUGCUUCAGAUGAACGAGCUGCAGGGCAAGCUCAAGGACGCAGCGAGCAAGAGGAAGAUGGCGCUGGCUGCUGCGUACCAGCAGAUAGGGGAGAUGUUGGCUCAGGACGAGCGCGUGGCCCAGCAUGAGGUGGACUGUGAGCUGGAGGCUGGUCAGGCCAAACUCCGCGACCUCACAACAAAGUUCAACGACAACAGUGAGAGGAUGAAGAAAGCCAGAGAGAAGAUCGACAGUCUGCUGAGUCAGGCGGGAACGCCAGCCUUUCUGCAGGCUUCAUUUGAGUUGCCCCGGGUGGUUAAGUUUGACCCCCACCCUCCUCGAGUUAACAUGGACUCCAAAAGGGUGAUGGCAACGCAGACCUUUGCUGCCGCCCUGCAGGAGAGCCUGAUGACCCUCUUCACUCAACCUUUUGAGGCCAGAGUACCACUGCUAAAACCAGGACAAGCAGAAGCUUCUGUCUCAGGAGCUGCUGGUGGAGAAAACAGUGCAGCCUGGGCCUCCGAGUUUCAAUCCUCGAGGCCCCCUGAGCAAAGACCUCCACCCAGGGCCCAUAGUCCAGGUCGCCCACCUGUCCAGACCAUCUACCAACCCGUCCAUAUUCCUGUUUACAUACAGGCAAAGCCAACAUGGAAUCCGCAGCAGAGUCAGCCAACUGGCUUUUCCAGGCCUCCGCCUCCGUUCUUUCACGGCCAGAAGCCACACAAGAAGGCUGACGGUGGCCACCAACCCUCUCACAAGCAAGGCAAAAAGCCACCAAGCGCACAAGGAGGACAGAAGCCUGGGUGGAAAGGACCCGAUUCUGCCAAGAAAGACAAGCCGAAAGGACAGCCGCCAUCAGGGAAACCGGCCGGGCCAAACCCACAUCCUAGAAAAAAUAAGUAGCUGUGAGGGUCGGAGUUCGUCAGCAGACCCUGAAAGGGACUGCUGGACAAAGGAUCUACUGGCACAGUAACACUGGUGUGAUCGUUACUGUUUGCUUCAUGUUUUGUUUGGGGUAUUAAACUUAACCAGACUUUACUCUUUAUUCAAAUAUAACUAUAGUUUUGUGACAUUUUGGGAUGACUUAAAUAUCAAUGAAAAAGUUUAGGAUUGUGAAACCUUCUAAUGGGAAUGGCUAGAUUUUUAGAAAAAUAUUCUUCCACCUCAUCUCCUCCCCACAUUGGUCUUUAUAAAGUUUACACACACAAAUAUAGUUUUUUUUUCUGCAAGUCUAGUUAAUUAUGCACAAAACAGGUUGAAGAAAAAUGUGUAGAAGUCAAAAACCUUUAUAUGGAGCAGAAGGGAAAUGGAUCCAUGGGUUAUAAUUUUAGUUAGUCAGAUAUGACUUGCUAAGUGAUCCUUGCUGGCAGCAUUUCUGAUCUCAAUCAUCCUGAGUGAGGCUGUAAACUAUGCAUGCACCUUAACUCUGCUGUUGUAUGGCGUCUUUGCGUAGAUCCUGCUACCUGCUUUAUAAUGCGAAGCACCGAUAUUUAAAAGUUAGAUAUCACAGAAAACAUAGGACACAUUUUUAACUGUAUAUUGAAGCAUCAUGUUCAUUCAUCUGUUUAGAAAGAACGCAAAUGGAGAAAAAAGGCUGAUCACUGCAUUAGUCACUAUUUUGUAUGUGAAAACACAGAAUAUCUAACUUCAAAGAAAAACAAAAAAAUUAAAAAUCAAACCUCUUCAGGUACUUAAGCUCUUUUAAAGACACAGUGUCAUCUGAAAUGUAAAUAUUAAUUUAUUCUUAUCGAUUUGAAUUGAAUGAAAACACAGAAACACCUUGGGUAUGUAUGAAAAUAUUUAUGGGAAUGUCUUCAAAUUCAAAACAUCACCUCUUUACAUUCAUCUCAAUCAAAGUUGGUUCUUGUCACAUUUUGUAAACAGACAUUUUUUUUAUGAUUGUUGGCAAUAAACGCUUGUUUUCCUCUGA